This is a messenger RNA of Ananas comosus (pineapple), 1379 nucleotides long. RefSeq lists its product as uncharacterized. Gene Ontology annotation, molecular function: 5'-tyrosyl-DNA phosphodiesterase activity; single-stranded DNA binding. Gene Ontology annotation, cellular component: PML body; cytoplasm. Bases 64 to 1146 code for a protein of 360 amino acids. Gene Ontology annotation, biological process: double-strand break repair. The record is from RefSeq and is a predicted model, not a curated record. NCBI's taxonomy places the organism in Eukaryota, Viridiplantae, Streptophyta, Magnoliopsida, Poales, Bromeliaceae. The transcript is spliced from 4 exons.
UUGCUUGCGCAGAAGCUUUUCUCACAGAGAAAAUAAAAGCCUGAGCUACGUGUGGGGGCAGAGAUGGGUAAUUCUGAGAGCUCUUCACAGCUCCCGGCCGGAGCCGACGGCAGGCGUGGCGCCGUUCGGCGCGACAAUUCGGAAGAAGAAAACGAUGCGACUUUGUCAACGUCGAUCGAAAAGGCCGUGAAGGUGGGCGCGAAGGUGGCCGGGACUGCCCUGGUUGCGUGGGGGGCGUGGAACUUGGCGACUUCGUCGAGGUCGACUGAGCGUCCCGAGGAUGAUCGCCCCGGGAGCGCAGUCGGCGCGGCCAACACGCUACUUGAAGGAGCAUGUCAAGCAGCUGGACGGAUCAGCAGAGGCGGCCGCGGCUUGAUUCCUAACAAAGAUUACUUCUUCUACCAGCCUGAGAUAAAUUACCAAAAAUUCAUGACUUACAAUGUUUGGAAGCAAGAAGUGACGGACCGUUUUGGGAGGGUGUGGCCUGAAAGGAUUGAAGCGAUUGGCCGUCUUCUAGAAGAGCAUGAUCCGGAUGUAAUCUUCUUCCAGGAAGUUACUCCUAAUAUUUAUCAAAAUUUUCAAAGAUUUAACUGGUGGAAAUACUACGAAUGCUGGGAUUCAUCGGAGGAAGCAACUGGAGGAGAUUUUCUCAUAGUGUUGAGCAAGUUGCCUAUUGAAUCUAAAAGCUACAUAAGCACGAUAGGAAGGGAAAUCCCUAUAUGCAAGCUGGAUGCUGGCUCUGGCCGGAGACUACUUGUUGCUAAUGGACACCUGAAGUGCCACAACUCUCCGGCGGAAAUAAACAGGGAGAUACGUAAAACACAGGCAAAGGCAGUUAUGGACACCCUCGACAAUUCAUCGAAUGCUGUUUUCGGCGGCGACAUGAACUGGACCGAGAAGAAAGAUGGCCCGUUCCCUCUCCGCGAAGGCUGGGUCGAUGCUUGGACUUAUCUUAAAGGUAGUGACGACGGAUAUACGUAUGAUACGAAGUCGAACGAACAUCUGAAGGACCGAAGAACACUGCAGGAAAGGUUGGAUCGAUUCGUGUGCAAACUAAGCGACUUUAGCUUGAUCGACAUCGAACUGAUCGGGACGGAGGCAUAUCCUCCUAGUGAUCACUAUGGAUUGUUGCUGACUAUAUGUUAAGCGUACGUAGCAACUGGACUAUCAAGCAAGUGAAGUACUCUAUCAAUAUCAGGUGUGGUGUGUUUAUAUAUGUUUGCCUUUGUGACAAAGAACUAUCUCCUUUUGCUUUGGACGUGCUUAAUCUAGUAUGUGAAGUGUAAUUGUAAGGUACGCAGUGCAGGGAUAUUUUGCUUCAUAUACGUACAUGCAUGUGUGCGAGUAUAAUAAGUAUUUAAGUAAAUAAAAUGAGUGGU